Molecule: messenger RNA, 2100 nt
Organism: Corythoichthys intestinalis (scribbled pipefish)
Lineage: Eukaryota; Metazoa; Chordata; Actinopteri; Syngnathiformes; Syngnathidae
Gene: tmem86b
Product: transmembrane protein 86B
Exons: 5
Coding region: 706-1452 (248 amino acids)
Cellular component (GO): membrane
Molecular function (GO): hydrolase activity
Source: RefSeq, a predicted model, not a curated record
GAUCGUGACAUCAAUGGCGGAGGAAAAUAAGACAGGGGCGCGUUUCAUCACGAAUGGCACCGUAACAGGCCCCACCAUCAUUCAACCUCUGGAUGUCCUGACCUCCCCAUAACGCACCACUGGGGACAUACAACGUUCGUCCAUUCAGCUGCGCCGCCUGACGAAGUUUCUCAUUCAGGUCAUGAUCAGCGAGAGCUGAGGGGGAACCAACCUAAAGAGCACGAAGAAUCACCGGUGAUCUGGAGCCAAUCCAAAAUGAUAUGGAUUAAGUGGUGGCAACACGCUGGACUAAACGAAGAGCAAAUACAUAAUAAACAAAAAAACUUCACACCCAGAGGAUACAGAUCAUAAAACAUGGAGUCAAACAAGAACUUCAGAACAGCAAGGCAGGAAUGCUGACCAUCUUAUAUAAAGUUUGUCAAUUUCUUUAACUUUGUCCACCAUGUUGAUGUCUAAUACCUCUGUACAGGUCAAAGGUCAAACAUUCAGUCCAUUAUGACUCGAAACAGGGAGAAGGUUGAUAAUCAGUUUGUAAUCUCACAGCAAGGAUCAGUCUAAAGUUCACAGCAGACAAAGCAUAGAUGUCAUUCUGACAGUAACAGCAGAACCAAAGGGAAGGUUUUUGUGUAUUUUUUUCCACGUCUGUGAAGGCCACUCUGCAAGAACACAGCAGAACAGGAGGUAGAACAUUUUUCAGUGGAGAACAUGGACAUCCUUGAGACAGAUGCCUAUGACAGACGACAGAGAAGGAACACAUCCUGUGCUCUGCUCCUCUCUCUGGCACCUUUCUUUUUGGCCUCAGCUGUGUACUUCUACCUGGUGCACCUAGAAUCUCCGGCGUCCAUCGUGCGGGCGGGCGUCAAAUCGGCGCCAACGUUCCUGCUGGCUGCGGCGGUGCUGAGCUGGAAUGGAUGUCAUAGUGUACUGGGUGUGGCGGGAGGACUUGUCUUCUCAGCUGUGGGUGACAUUUGCCUGGUGUGGCCUGAACUUUUUCUCCAUGGAAUGGCUGCAUUCGCUCUGGCUCAUCUUCUCUACUCGGUCACCUUCCUCUCAUCUCGAUAUGAGACAUAUUCCUCCUCAUCAUGUACUGGCCCGCUGUAUUUAAUCCUGAUGGUGACUGCUGCUGGAAUUUAUGCAUACUUGUUUCCAUUUUUGAAGAAGGACCCAAGUUCAGAGAUCCUGGUUCCCGCUGUGGGGGUCUACAUUGCCUUGAUCACAAUGAUGGCGAUACUAGCUAUCAGAACCCGUCGUGGAUUUACAUUACUGGGAAGUUUGUUCUUCAUUAUGUCUGACAUGGCAUUGGCUUUACAAGUGUUUAAGGUGACAGCGCCUGUGGCACACGGUCACACGGUUGUCAUGGUGACAUAUUACUUAGCACAGUUACUAAUCAGCGUGGGUGAUAUGAGGGCAGUGGAACGCAAAAAUGACUUUGCCAAGUGGAAGCGGUCCUAGACUAGUAUUUAUAUAUACAUCAUUAGUAACAUAUCUGCCAAAUAAAGUAGCAGCUGGAUGAUGACAGUGAAAUAAAGUCUAUAUAGUGAUCCCUCGCUACUUCGCGCUUCAAACUUUGCGCCCUCAGACCAUCGAUUUUUUUCAAUUAAAAAAAAAAAAAAAAAAAAAAAGGAAUAUUUUAUAGAGCUGUCCCGAUCCGAUCACGCAGUCCCUCACUCUAGCUCCUGCCACUUUUCUUGGUCAAGUAGUGCACUGGAGUUGCUUAUUAAAGUUAAUGUUGAUUGACAGAUAUUAAGGUUUGAUUCUGCCAGAGACGCUUGGAAGCCGAAAUGUCAAAGCACCGCAUGCGUCAAUCAUUGUUUAACUUGUUAUAUAGUUGCGGUGGCAACUCAUUGCAAGUGAGCAGUUUGAGUGGACUCACUCAAUUAAGCAUUUAAUAAAGACAAUAAUUUUUCUACUUUAGUCAGGUUUAAAAAAUAUUUCAGUGGGACAGUAACAUUGAGGUUGUUCCGAUCAUGUUUUUUUGCUCCCGAUCCGAUCGUUUUAGUUUGAGUAUCUGCCGAUCCCGAUAUUUCCCGAUCCGAAUGCAUUUUUUUUUUUUGCUCCCGAUUCAAUUCCAAUCAUUCCCGAUAAUGUUUCCCGAUCAUA